AUGCCAACAGCAUACAUGUACAACUACACCAACGGCGCCGACAAGUGGCGCAACGAACUCACCAAAUUCAUCAACAAGGUCGCCAUCUUCUUCCCCGAAGACAAAGGCGGCGUCAUGGUCGAAAUUUGCGAAGCAAACAUAGUUUGCGACGCGGACCAGGAAUCCUUCAAAGCGUACCUCGCCCGCUGGCUCGGCAUCACCAUGCAAAUGGCCCCUGAAUUCACGCCCCAGAUCAUGCCCAAGCUACAAAAGUCCGCCGUUGCCGCUGCGCAAACGUGCGAGGGUCCGUCUGACCACGGCGGCGGCAACCACCAGUGCGGUAUGAGUUGGUGGAAGCAGGGCUGGGACAACAUCAAGGGUGUGGGACCGCAGAUGACGGCCCUCAACGUCAUCAGUGUGUUGAACGCGCAGAGGGUUCCGCCGCCGUACUCGCGCGAUACCGGUGGUACUUCUGAAGGCAACCCCGGCUUAGGCUCUGGAAACGAUGCCGACCGAUUACCCAAGUUCCAAUCCGAAAUUACCACUGGGGAUAAAGCGGGCGCGGCGAUCCUCACUAUCCUCAUAUUCGCUUUGUUCGUCGGUGGGUCGGUCUGGAUAUUGAUGUAA
This is a messenger RNA of Alternaria infectoria, 606 nucleotides long. RefSeq lists its product as uncharacterized. Gene Ontology annotation, biological process: fungal-type cell wall biogenesis; carbohydrate catabolic process. The coding region runs from base 1 to 606 and encodes 201 amino acids. NCBI's taxonomy places the organism in Eukaryota, Fungi, Ascomycota, Dothideomycetes, Pleosporales, Pleosporaceae. The transcript has 3 exons. Gene Ontology annotation, molecular function: mannan endo-1,6-alpha-mannosidase activity. The record is from RefSeq and is a predicted model, not a curated record.